Miniopterus natalensis is the source of this 942-nucleotide messenger RNA. RefSeq names its product olfactory receptor 2F1-like. Gene Ontology annotation, biological process: G protein-coupled receptor signaling pathway. NCBI's taxonomy places the organism in Eukaryota, Metazoa, Chordata, Mammalia, Chiroptera, Miniopteridae. The record is from RefSeq and is a predicted model, not a curated record. Gene Ontology annotation, cellular component: membrane. Gene Ontology annotation, molecular function: olfactory receptor activity; G protein-coupled receptor activity.
AUGGGGAGGGACAACCUGACCUGGGUGGACGAGUUUGUCCUACUGGGGCUCUCCAGCGACAGGCGGACCCAGGCUGGGCUCUUUGUCCUGUUUGGGGCCGCCUAUCUGCUGACCCUGCUGGGCAACGGUCUCCUCCUCGUCACCAUCCAGCUGGACGCCCAGCUGCACCUGCCCAUGUACUUCUUCCUCGGCCACCUCUCGGUGGUGGACAUCUGCUACACCUCCAGCUGGGUCCCCCAGAUGCUGGCGCACUUGGUCCUGGAGAAGAAAACCAUCUCCUUUGCCCGAUGUGGGGCCCAGCUCUUCUUCUCGCUGGCCUUUGGGGGGACCGAGUUCCUGCUGCUGGCCGCAAUGGCUUAUGACCGCUACCUGGCGGUCUGUGACCCCCUGCGCUACGUGGCAGCAAUGGGCCCCAGGCUCUGUGUGGUGCUGGCUGCCAUCCCUUGGCUUAUGGGCAUCACUAAUUCUGCGGUGGUGACAGCGGUCACCAUACACCUGCCCACCUGUGGGCACCACGUGCUGAACCAUGUGGCCUGCGAGACGCUGGCACUCGUCAGAUUGGCCUGUGUGGACAUCACCCUCAACCAGGUGGUCAUAGUGGCCUCCAGCAUGGUGAUGCUGCUGGGGCCCUGCUGCCUGGUGUCCCUGUCCUAUGCCCACAUCGUGGCUGCCAUCCUGCGGAUCCGCUCCACCGGGGGGCGCCGCAAAGCCUUCGGGACCUGCGCCUCCCACCUCACUGUGGUCUCCAUGUCCUACGGGAUGGCCCUGGUCACCUACAUGCAGCCCCGCUCCACAGCCUCCGCCGAGCAGGACAAGCUGGUGGUGCUCUUCUAUGCUGCGCUGACCCCCAUGUUGAACCCGCUCAUCUACAGCCUGCGGAACAAGGAGGUGCGGGCUGCCCUGAGCCGAGUUCUGCUGAGGGGCUCUGGAUCGAAGCGUUAG